AUGGAUACCAAGGACUGUUCAACGACGAUUUCUUCUUCAACGCCAUGCCAAAGCCGCUCUAGGAUUACCAAUUUCAGGAUCAUUUCUUCUAACGCCAGCUGCCAGUGUGGUGGUCUUGAAGCCAACAGCUGCCAACCAACUGGCCAUGUUCUGAGAACUUUCCAGUCCCGGGGCUGCCAACCGACUUCCUGCUUUUGUCCCAUGCCCACCUGCUUGAUAAGCAACUUCGGCGCCUGUCCCUCUGUGGAUGAUAGCGGCUGGUGUGGCGAAGGCAUCAACAGCAAUGAGAAAGAAACCAUGCAAAUCUUGAAUGACCGCCUUGCUAGCUACCUUGAAAAGGUGCGAAUGCUAGAACAAGAGAACACUGAACUGGAGUGUAGAAUCCAGGAGGAGUGUAACAAAGAGCGUCCUGUCAUAUGUCCUGAUUACCUGUCCUACUAUACCAUCGUUGAAGAGCUCCAGCAGAAGAUCUUGUGUACCAAGGCUGAGAAUUCCAGGCUGGUCUCACAAAUUGACAACACCAAACUGGCUGCUGAUGACUUGAGAGCCAAGUAUGAAGCUGAGGUGUCUCUGCGCCAGCUGGUGGAGGCAGAUGCCGGCGGCCUACAGCAGAUCCUGAACGCACUCACCCUGGGCAAAGCUGACCUGGAGGCACGAGUCCAAUCCCUGAAGGAGGAGCUCCUUUGCCUUAAAAACAGCCAUGAAGAGGAAAUCAGUUCCUUACAGAGCCAGCUUGGGGACAGACUCAACAUCGAAGUGACUGCUGCCCCUUCUGUCGACCUCAAUCGGGCUCUGCAAGAAAUGAGAUGCCGAUACGAGUCUGUCAUGGAGACAAACCGCAGAGACGUGGAACAAUGGUUCACCACACAGAUGGAGGAGCUGAACCAGCAGGUGGUGACCAGCUCUCAGCAGCAGCAGAGCUGCCAGAAGGAGAUCAUCGAACUGAGACGGACCGCGAAUGCUCUGGAGGUCGAACGGCAGGCCCAGCACCGAAUGAGAGACUCCCAGGAAUGCAUCCUGGCGGAGACAGAGGCCCGCUACACGGCCCUGCUGACCCAGCUCCAGGGUCUGAUUGAUAACCUAGAGGCCCAGCUGGCCGAGAUCCGAUGUGCCCUGGAGCGGCAGAACCACGAGUACGAGAUUCUGCUGGACGUCAGGUCCCGGCUGGAGUGUGAGAUCGCCACGUACCGCCGCCUCCUGGAGAGCUCAGACUGCAAGCUUCCCAGUGACCCAUGUGCCACCAAAUGUGAGCCUUCCAUCUGCACUGCCCGUAAGGCCAGAGCCAUGGAAUGCACAGUCCCCGUUUACGCAUCAUCCUCAGCGCCCUGUGCGACACCCGAGCCCUGCGGUGCCUGCAGAGUCCUGACCCCGCUACUGGCUAAAAUCCGCACCAUCACCAAGGAGAUUAAGGACGGGAAAGUCAUAUCCUCUUAUGAGCAUGUGCAGCCUUGCUUCAUCAUCAGGGCUGCCAGAGCCUAA
Messenger RNA from Pteronotus mesoamericanus, 1479 nucleotides. RefSeq names its product keratin 39 (gene KRT39). Gene Ontology annotation, cellular component: cytoskeleton. The transcript has 7 exons. Gene Ontology annotation, molecular function: structural molecule activity. Lineage: Eukaryota; Metazoa; Chordata; Mammalia; Chiroptera; Mormoopidae. Gene Ontology annotation, biological process: epithelial cell differentiation; intermediate filament organization. The record is from RefSeq and is a predicted model, not a curated record. Bases 1 to 1479 code for a protein of 492 amino acids.